GACACCGGACCUGACAGAUUACAAUUAGGCCUAAUUAGUUUACAUCCCACUCCCAUACAGUCCGCAGCAGUCGCACUUCACUGUCUAACUAACACGCAACAUCUCAUCCAUAGACAACUUUACGAAAAUACGAAGAAAUGUAUCAAAUAGCUGGGAUUUUGAUAGCUAUAUUUACAAUCGUGGAUUGUGCAAAUUAUCAAAGAUAUGAUACAACAAGACAACCAAGUUAUACAACAAUUGCCAAUUUAUACAAUCAAUAUCCGUAUAAGACUGGUAGUGAUAUAGCAACAUUUCCAGAUGCAAAUCGAUAUCCAAAUUAUAACACAGGAUAUACAACGCCUAGAUACAAUAGUUACAAUACAGGAUCUAAUGUGUUCCUACCAGGGUACACAACCCCGCAAUACAACAGUUACGGGCAAGGGUUUACGUCGUAUGAAGCACCCUUUAUGAAGAAUAUCAGAGACUACUGCGUGAACAGAUCCCCCCAGACUGGCAUCUGGGUGGAUAGUUUGACUGGGAUGUGGUACGGUGUUGAGUUCGUGCAACAUUUAGCGGGGGAUUCCAGAGUUGAUUAUGCCAGAACAUGCAUCGUGAUUCAUAUUUCGGAGCCACAUGAUCGGCCGUCAACAGAGAACCAACUGUUCCACGUGCAGCACAUCAACGCAAAAUUCCGGCAGGAGUACCGACAUCUGCGCCUGCUCUGGGACGAGGCGGGAGAGACUAUAGAGUACACGCUUUACUUCAGAAACGAUUCCGCGGGAUACUGGCAAGUUCUGGAUGGUCAAAAUGGUACAAUAACGAAUCGUUCAACCUACCAGCAAUUCAGUGGUUCCGUGCAAGUUCUCAAGGCGGUAAACGACCAUUUACUUUUAAGCUUCUGUCAAGAAGGUACGGCCACUGCCCCAGCACAGCUUUAUUCUGUCCUCUUCUCUCGAAACCCGGGUACUAUGCCGCGCUGGGAGAUCGACUCAGUACAUACAUUGCUACAGAAUAAAAAACUCUCUGUAGCUUCGAGAAGGAUGGUCUGUGGCAAUAGUGCUGAUAAGCCGUAUGGUAUGGUAUUUUCGAUCUUAACUUGCUUAUUGGCAUAUUUGAUUCGAAUGUCUUAAUAUAUUGUGUAACAAACAUCAAAUGCAUUAACCAUAAUAAAAGUUCUAUCUUUCACGCAUAAUUAUGGUUUAAAUAUACAGACGUAUCGUUCAUUUGCCUACUAAUGAAAACUUAAUAGGUAUCAUUAGAUUUUCUAUAGUUUUAUUGAUAUAAUGAUUAUAAUCAAGCUACAAAGUAUUUGUUAUUCGUGAGAAAUAGAAAACAGAAAAAUUGCAUCAAAUACCAGUAAUGCAUUUUAAAAUCCGUCCUAUAAAAAUUGAUAUUAUUUAGGUUAUUUACGAGUAUAUUGGUAGUCUUGGAAAAUACUUAAUAUCAAGUAAUUAUAUUUUUGAAAGUAAUUUCAUUCAAAGAUAACAAAAAAGGAUAAAUUAAAAUAACAUAUCGAAAUAUUGUAAAAUAUAAAAAAACGAGAUUAUUUCUAUUUUUAUUUGAAUUAAGUAUUAUUAUUUAGUUAGUAUUUUCUGUAUAAUUCAUAUAAUUCUGAGAAGGACUAAACUUUUUGUAAGACAUAAAUGUAAUGUUAUUAUUUAUUUACUUCAAAUAUUUAUUUUUAUGUGAGAUAUAAUUAAUAAAUUAUAUUUUAAUAUAUAAUACUUUUUUUUCAACAUUUCGUGAACACCUACGUGAAUGAACGAGUAGGAGAAGACCUUCAUUUGAUUCCUAUUUGCUGCCGACGAGCUAUUUAUGUCGUAUAAAUUAUCGUAUUCUUUU
Molecule: messenger RNA, 1821 nt
Organism: Papilio xuthus (Asian swallowtail)
Lineage: Eukaryota; Metazoa; Arthropoda; Insecta; Lepidoptera; Papilionidae
Exons: 3
Coding region: 138-1109 (323 amino acids)
Source: RefSeq, a predicted model, not a curated record